Messenger RNA from Poeciliopsis prolifica (blackstripe livebearer), 2970 nucleotides. It is a transcript of the gene trmu, whose product is annotated as tRNA 5-methylaminomethyl-2-thiouridylate methyltransferase. Lineage: Eukaryota; Metazoa; Chordata; Actinopteri; Cyprinodontiformes; Poeciliidae. Gene Ontology annotation, biological process: tRNA wobble position uridine thiolation. The record is from RefSeq and is a predicted model, not a curated record. The transcript has 11 exons. Gene Ontology annotation, cellular component: mitochondrion. The coding region runs from base 117 to 1382 and encodes 421 amino acids. Gene Ontology annotation, molecular function: sulfurtransferase activity.
CGUAAUUUCGCGACGGACCCGAACAUGUAGAAAGGCGUUAGCUCGCGUUUUUUCUUAAUAGUUACGCAAGUUUCAAAUGAGUAAAGUUGUAAGUAUAAAGUGUUACUGGAAACGACAUGGGGCUUGUAAGACACGUCGUGUGCGCCAUGUCGGGAGGCGUCGACAGCUCUGUGGCGGCGCUGCUACUAAGAGAAGAGGUGAGACAUUCUUGGGGCUACAGCGUGACGGGGGUGUUCAUGAAGAACUGGGACUCUCUGGACGAGAGCGGAGCCUGCAGCACAGAGAGGGAUUGUGACGACGCCUACAGAGUGUGCCAGACACUGGACAUCCCUUUCCACCAGGUGUCCUAUGUCAAAGAGUACUGGCACGACGUGUUUAGCAACCUGCUGAAAGAAUACGAGAAGGGCAGGACCCCAAACCCCGACAUACUCUGCAACAAACACAUCAAGUUCAACCAUUUCCACAAGUAUGCCAUCCACACUUUAGGUGCUGAUGCCAUGGCGACCGGUCAUUACGCUAGGACAUCCCAGGAAGAUGAGGAAGUUUUCCAGCAGUCGCACGCGACCCGACCCGCCACGCUGUUCAGGGAUCGAUUCGAGAUCAGAAACCCCGUGAAGUUGUGCAAAGGAGCCGACCUGGUCAAAGACCAGACUUUCUUCCUCAGCCAGAUUUCGCAGGAUGCCUUACGGCAAACCCUCUUCCCACUGGCUGGACUCACCAAGGAGUUUGUGAAAAAGAUGGCUACUCAAGCAGGAUUUCACCAUGUGUUAAAAAAGAAAGAGAGCAUGGGCAUUUGCUUCAUUGGAGAGAGAAAUUUUGAAAACUUCAUUUUAGAGUAUCUGGAGCCGAAACCUGGGAACUUUGUGUCUAUUGAGGACGGGACGGUGAAAGGAACGCAUAAAGGUUGGUUUACGCUGACCCUGGGCCAGCGGGCGAGGAUAGGUGGCCAGAAGGAUGCCUGGUUUGUGGUGGAUAAAGAUAUUGUCACCGGCGAUGUGUUUGUGGCUCCGACCACCAAUCACCCAGCUCUCUUCCGUGACACGGCGCGGACCGACCGCUUCCACUGGAUCGCCUCGGACCCGCCCGCGGAGCUGGUCAGGACCCAGAUGAUGGAGUGCCACUUCCGCUUCAUCCACCAGAUGGCGCUCAUUCCCUGCACCGUGACUCUGAACAUGGACGGGUCGGUGUGGAUUUCUCUUUCUCAGCCGGUCAGAGCGCUGACGCCCGGACAGUUUGCAGUCCUCUACAAAGGCGACGAAUGCCUGGGCAGCGGCAAGAUCAUCCAGCUGGGGCCCAGCGAAUUCACGCUGCAGAAGGGACGCGAAAGGCUAGUGGCGAACCGGCAGCAGAACGAUGAGCCGAUCCCCGAUCCAGCAGGCUGAGAUCAGAGAUCAGCACUCUGCGUGUGACCAUCUUGGAUCUGCCUGUCGGGUACAUUAGGUAGCGCGAGGAGAUGUUUAUCGUGAUUUUACUCAACAAAAUCGGUUGAGUAAAAAGGAUAAAACUGUAGGAGGAAAGGGUUAAGUUUUGCUGCUAGGUGCUUUGAGAAAUCAUCUGUAUCCUUACAUCAAAGUGGAGACAUUAUAGUAAUAAGAUGGUUUACUGAGGAAAAAAUAAUGGCUUUCUAGACCAUACGCUACUACUGACUUCUUAAGGGACACAGACGGUCCACUUUAUAUUUAUUCUAAAACUAUAUAAUCCUGUGUAAAUGUAUGAAAAAUGUGUAAAGUUAUUUUCAUAAAAGCAUCAUGAAGGAACCACAACUCAAAACAGUGAAGUCCUGCAAAUUAUUCGCCUAUAAAUAAGUCCAGCAUUUUCGCAUGGAGACCAGCCGUGUCGAAUGCCUGCAGCGAAGCACGGCGGUGGCUUAGUGAUGCUGGUGGGCUGAGACGCCUCCUCCGGAUCUGGAGACUUGCUUCAUGCAGAGGGCGCGAUGGAUCCCAUCCUGGGAGGAAACCAUCUCUGACUCGUCCCAGUUGGAGAUGGUAGGAUGCAGCCGUUUUGUUAUUUUUAAAUUUUUUUUACUUCACAGGAGGUCAGUGCCUUUCGGUCACUGAGUUGAUUAUGAACUCCUCUACAUGAUGUCGUGACGUUAUGCGUCUUGAAAUAGGUCAUAAAGCAGAGCAGCUAUCUGAAACCAUAUAGAACAAAUAGCCAUAAACCUUAAAUAAAAACUUAAACCAAAAUGUAAUGAGAAAGGGAGGAUCGGACAGAAAAUUAUCGCUUCAGCGUAUUAUCUGUUGAAAAGGUUUUAAAGCAAUUAAACCUCGGGGUGUACUUAGUUUUUCCACCACUCGACUCUCUGUUUCUGUCCUCAUCUCUCUUUGGUACCAAAUGAAACGAUGGAAUCUGUUUGAUGUUAAUUAGGUUUGAAAUGAGACACAGAUCAGGAUGUUUGUAUUAAAUGUUUUGAUAAAUCUGAAAUGUAAAUAUCUGUCCUUUUUGGGUCUCGUAUACGUUUUUGGUGUUUUAGAAAAAAAAAACUUCCAGUCAAUUGGCAUAUAAUGAGUGUUUUGAGUUUAUAGUCUGCUCACUUUCAUUGUGGCGUUUUUCUGGGAUGUCACAGAUGUAACAAAUGAAACUCAUAAAAACGACGCAAUGAAACGAAAUGUUUAAUUAAUAAUGGUUCCUUUUCCGAAGAUGUAAGUUAUCCUGCUUGGAAACGAGCUGUCUUUGUUUUUUGUUUUUUUUCCCCUUUCUACUAUUUGUAGUCCAUCAAACCACAAGAGGGGGCUAUGACACAAGAUUCUCAACUGAAACUCUGGGUUUUACAAGAAAGCAUUCAACUUUUACUGCAAUUUUGCAUGGUGGUGCCACUGAUCCUGUGUUCUUGUUGGAUUUUUACUUUUAUUUAUGUGUUUAUUUUAUUUUUGGAUUUAUUUGCAACACUGGCGUGGAUAAAAGGUGUCCCCAACGCAGCAACAGACAAUAAGUUCAAAUAAAAAUGCUAAAUUGUGAGUCUUAACAUAA